GCCAUAUUUAGUCACUGUUGGGCUUGGUCUCCGUUGAAUCAUUGAAAUCGCCCUCCUAUAACUUUGUUCGAAGCUUUGUUGAUAACACAAGGAUUACCGUAGAAGAGCUCUUUAUAGAGAUGAGGAUGCCGAGGGUGACGACAAUCUGUGUGUUCCUUCUCGUCGGCCUUGCAGUUGCCGCAGCACAAAGCAGCCGAUCCCAGCAGAACAACCCCUGUUUGAGCGAUUCGGCACAGAAGUCAUGUGGAGCCUGUAUUGCCACCGGGGCCGAAUGUGGCUGGUGCUUGGAGGAGAACUUUGACAAAGAUAAUCGUGCGCGAUGUGACAAGUUUGAAAACCUGGCUGAACCAGGGGGAUGUGAUCCCUCCAGUAUUAUCUUCCCAGCUGAUGGAACUCAUCCUGUGAAGGAUUAUAGUGUACAAGAUGGUCUUCGUCCUGAAGAUGCUGUGCAGAUCCAGCCUCAGGAAGUGCGCUUCAAUAUCAGACCAAACAAGCCAAUGCGGAUCCCGAUCACCUUCCGACAAGCCAAGAAUUAUCCUGUUGAUCUCUACUACUUGAUGGACCUCUCCAACUCCAUGGAGGACGACAAGCUCAAGCUGGCUGAACUUGGAAACCGUAUUGCUGAUAAAAUGUCAGAAAUCACAAAGAACUUCCGGCUCGGCUUUGGGUCGUUUGUGGACAAAGUGGUCAUGCCGUAUGUCAGUACAGUCCCAGAAAAGUUAAACAUGCCGUGUCGCAUGCGUAACGGACAACCAUGUGAAUCUCCAUACGGCUUUAAGAACCAGCUGCGUUUAGACCUGGACACUACACUCUUUGCACAACAAGUACGAGCUGCCAAUGUCUCUGGUAACCUGGACGCCCCAGAGGGGGGUUUUGACGCCAUUAUGCAGGCUGUGGCAUGUGAUGAGAGUAUAGGCUGGCGAGAGGUAUCCCGUAGAAUGUUGCUAUUCUCGACAGACGCAGGUUUCCAUUACGCAGGCGACGGGAAGCUUGGAGGUAUUGUAAAGCCCAAUGACGGACUCUGUCACAUGGAUUCUCAUGGUGUCUACACGGAGAGCUCAAACCAGGAUUACCCAUCAGUUAGUCAGAUCUCUGCCAAGAUCAUUGAGAAGAAUGUCAACAUUAUCUUUGCUGUAACGAAGGACCAGACCCCUGUGUAUGAGAAACUCUCCACUGCCAUUGAAGGUUCUGAAGCCGGAGAACUUGCCAAUGACUCGUCCAACAUCGUAGAUCUGAUCAGGGACAACUAUAACAAAAUUACCUCCAAAGUCACUUUGAACACACAAAAUGCUGAGAAUGUCACUGUCAAGUUCUUUUCAAAGUGUUUUGGAGACAAGAUGAAGGAAACCAAUGAAUGUGAGGACCUAACCAUUGGCGCCAAUGUGACGUUUGAGGUGGAGAUCACGGUGACGGAGUGUCCACGUGACAGAAGCCGAUGGAACCGGACAGUCACCAUAUAUCCGGUGGGAUUAUCGGAGAAGCUAACCCUCGACCUGAGACUGAUCUGUGAAUGCGAUUGUGAAAAACCUGGACAGGAGAUUCCCUUCAGUCCGCUGUGUUCGGCCGGCAAUGGAACGUACGAGUGCGGGAAAUGCACAUGUAACCCAGGACGAUACGGAAAGAACUGCGAGUGUGACUCCAGCAAAGUCUCCAGUGAGGAGUCUGAUGCCAAAUGUAUCAAGCCCAAUUCGACAGUGCCGUGUUCAGGACGAGGCCAGUGUGUGUGUGGUGUGUGUGAGUGCUUCCCCCGCACUGCCAACUCGGCCCAGAAGUACAGUGGAACGUUCUGCGAGUGUGACAACUAUUCCUGCGACUACCAUGAUGGGGAACUGUGUGGAGGUCCGGAGCGAGGUCGCUGUCAAUGUGGCACCUGCCUCUGCAACGCCCAGUACAACGGCAGCGGUUGUGACUGCAACAUGGACAAGUCAAAGUGCUUUACUGAUAAUGGGCUGGAAUGUAACAAUCACGGUAAAUGUGUCUGCGGCAAGUGCGAGUGUAACAAGACGGAGAGAUACAUCGGACCUACCUGUGAAGAGUGCCCAACCUGCCCCGGGAAGUGUCUUGAACAGAAGGAGUGUGUGCAGUGCUACGCCUUCAAAACCGGACCCAAGACUUCGCAGCAGUGCAGAAGAGAGUGUAAAAACAUUGUCGUUAAGGAUGAAAUAAGGGAAUCAGACGGUGUGCGGAAAUGCCAGUACAGAGACGAGGAUGAAUGUCACUUUUACUUCACGUAUGAGUAUGACUCGGACGGAGAGCUGCACAUCACAGUCCAGAGAACUAAAGUGUGUCCCGAGUCCGUGAAUGUCUUAGCCAUUGUCGGUGGUGUUGUGGGUGGUAUUGUUGCUGUGGGUCUUGCUCUGCUCUUGAUAUGGAAAAUGUUGACAAUCAUUCACGAUCGGAGAGAAUUUGCCAAGUUUGAGAAGGAACGACAGAAUGCUAAGUGGGACACGGGCUUGCAGAAUCCCAUCUACAAACAAGCGACAUCGACUUUCAAGAACCCAAUGUAUGUAUGGACGGCAAUGAUCACUGCAGAGAUGUUUCUUACUCCCAAAUCUUCGUGA
Haliotis rubra (blacklip abalone) is the source of this 2561-nucleotide messenger RNA. Its product is annotated as integrin beta-1-like. Gene Ontology annotation, cellular component: integrin complex; focal adhesion; cell surface. The coding region runs from base 120 to 2561 and encodes 813 amino acids. Gene Ontology annotation, molecular function: integrin binding. Gene Ontology annotation, biological process: cell-matrix adhesion; cell adhesion mediated by integrin; integrin-mediated signaling pathway. Lineage: Eukaryota; Metazoa; Mollusca; Gastropoda; Lepetellida; Haliotidae. The record is from RefSeq and is a predicted model, not a curated record. The transcript is spliced from 23 exons.